Molecule: messenger RNA, 1475 nt
Organism: Tremella mesenterica DSM 1558
Lineage: Eukaryota; Fungi; Basidiomycota; Tremellomycetes; Tremellales; Tremellaceae
Exons: 9
Coding region: 1-1224 (407 amino acids)
Molecular function (GO): oxidoreductase activity, acting on the CH-OH group of donors, NAD or NADP as acceptor
Source: RefSeq, a predicted model, not a curated record
AUGUCUGAAGAAGCCGAGCCCAUGGCUGUGGACGCCCAGCCACCUGUCUCCAAACCGACUUCUUCGACCAAAGUCCCAGGGAAGAGGGGUCGUCCUUCUUCUGGUGCGAAAAAGGUGGAGACCAAACCGCCACCAUCGGAUAAGACAAGUUAUAGCUAUGGAGAUAUUGUUUUGGCGAGACUGAAAGGUUUUCCUUUUUGGCCUGGCAGGAUCACCGACCCCAAUGAUGUACCCAAUCAUAUUCAAAAGAUCCGCCCUUCAACCAAUCCAUCGACCUACUGUGUGCAAUUUUUCACUCAGGGCGAUUACGCAUGGUUACAUGCUAAUGUAAUUCGACCCCUCUCAGCGGAAGAGAUCACCGCUUGGCUCGCAGAAACCCACCGUAAAGGUAAAGGUAAUUUGCAAGACGCCUACUUGACAGCUCAGGAUCCUACGGAAUGGGACGAGGCUCAACAAGCGGCCAUCCGUGCUCGGGAGGAGGAAGAGGCCGAGGCGGAAGGUGAAGUUGACCAGCUGGAAGAGGAAGAAGUUGCGGAGUCUGGUGGAAAAAGGAAACGUGGUGCAGGAGAAAAGAAGGUUACAAAAAAGAGGGCGAAGACUGGAAAGGCGAGUUGGCUGACGAAAGAAGCUCCAGAACCAAAAAAAUCAAAAAAGGCUGAGCAACUCAAAGUUGAAGUCAAACCUGUCGCACAACCCGCUGCGGAUGAUGCAGACCCCCUGUCGUCAGAUCCGGAAUGUGCCAAAGUCAAACAUUGGAGACAUAUGUGUCAGAGGGCGUUUUUGGGUAAAGAAUUGCCCCAAGCAUCGGAAAUGGACCAAUACGACAAGAUAUUCAAUGAGAUUGAGAAAUAUGAGGGCAUGACAAUAACAGCUUUGCAAUAUUCCAAGAUUGGCAAGGUGAUGAAGAAAAUCGCUGCUCUUCGUAGUAUUCCGAGAAAUGACGAACUGAAAAUCACCGAACGAGCUCAGAAACUUAUGAACGGGUGGCAAGUCAUCAUCGAGCAAAGCGAAGCUAAAGUCGACGGCGGAAAACCUGUCAACGGUGAUUCUGUACCCGAGACGAACGGCGUUCAUGGGUCAGGGGAGAAGUCCGCUGAGGCUGGAGAAUCAGAUAAAAAAGAGACGACAGAGGUGGCUGGUGAAGCUGAAGCAUCGACCGAAAAGGUAGAAACGGCAGCAGUGGAAUUGGAACCUGCGGCUCCCCUUGAAACAGCCGAAGAUUAAGUGGACGACCCUGCAGUCCAAGCGUAGGCCUCUAAAACAAUUACUGGAGGUGGGGGAGGAACGUGGAAGCGUGAUGGAAGAGAAAUACCGUAUCGACUUUGAGAAUUGUUGUUUAGAUGGCUCAUAGGACCAUGUGUGCUAAGAGAGCGAAAAGAGAAGGGAAAAAGAAUAUGUUUUAUCUAUUUCUCAUACCUUUUAUUCCCUCGUCGUUUAGCUAAAUAAAACUUUGGGAUGCAUAGCGUUAAAUACCC